This is a messenger RNA of Mytilus trossulus (common blue mussel), 5850 nucleotides long. RefSeq lists its product as uncharacterized. Bases 253 to 1446 code for a protein of 397 amino acids. Lineage: Eukaryota; Metazoa; Mollusca; Bivalvia; Mytilida; Mytilidae. The record is from RefSeq and is a predicted model, not a curated record. The transcript has 2 exons.
AAAUAAAAUAAUAGAAUUUAUGUAAUAUACAUAAAUUCGGUUAUUCUAGUGGAAAGUUUUAAUAUCGUCCGUUGCAGUGCUUUCCUUUAUAAAUGCAUAUAUAGUCGAUAAGCUGUAUAGUGGUGACGUCAAUUUGACGUUAGCGUUCUUUUCAACUUUGAGCUGCAAGUGAACAAACGUGUAAUUACAAUACAGAGAGAAGUAUUUUGAAAAUAUCAAGUUGAAUUACUAUAGUGGAUAUUAAAUUUCAGUAUGUUGAGAAGAGGUACCAGGAAGCGUACAGCAUCAGCGAGAGCUGGAGUAAGAAGGACCCCGGUGGUGUCGAAGGGAGUUUCGUCACGGGCGUCAGUACAAUCAUCUAUGACGGUUACAAGGCCUGAGGCUAUCUAUACUACUUCUGGACAUGACGGCGCUGCCAUACCAACAACUGCAACAUUAUCAACGACAAGAAUGUUGAUGCCAACAUUUUCCAGCAAUCAGGACAACUCCGUCCACAUUCCGGACAUGUUAUCAUGGCAACCAAGACCAGCAAUAGACCCCCAGCCAACUGUUGAUAACACACAGUUUGUGUCACAAACAGGUAAUGUGACCAAUAAUGAUUAUGUACAAAUUCCCAAUAGAAUUGAAAGUGUUCAUGAGAACCUAGGCAUAAAUGUAACACAGUCAAUUAAAGAAAAAAUAUUGAAAGGGGAAUUCAUAGAUUUAGCUUGUCUAUUAAAUAAUUCAGUCAACACGGGUUCUGACAAACAAAAGUUGACAUGGGCUCAAGGGGAAUUCAUUUUACAACCCAUUUCUCAACAAUCAAAAAUUACAAAUAUUGAAAAGUGGACAGAUGCUUUCAUCAUUUUUAUUUAUAUUUAUUGUGCUGUGCACGUAAACCGAUUUAAGGAAUUGUUAAAAUACAUGCACACAAUACGCCUUGGGGCUCAAAGAAACCAAGGUAUGGGUUGGAAAAAUUACGAUGAGCAAUAUAGACUAAGAAAAGCUCAUGAACCAUCCAGUUUAUGGAGUAAUAUAGACAAUGAGCUUUGGUUGUUAUAUAUGCAACCAGUGAAUACUAUCUCAAAUGUGUCCUUAAAUGUAUCUAAUAGUAAUAUUCAAGACAGUAGUGGUCAUGGGAACAAAUGCUAUAGUUAUAACUAUGAGGGAAGCUGUUGGAAAACACCUUGCUUUUAUAGCCAUUUGUGUUUAAGGUGUAAUGGUUCACAUCCAAUUAUAAACUGUCAAAGACAACUGGGAAAUGUGAGACCACAUGUUGGUAAUACACAAUAUAACACAGGCUCUCAGUUUCAGUUUCGGGCACCCGGGGCUCAGUAUAGAGCAGGGCCCCAGUUUCAAUUUCGCCCAAGGAGCGCCGAGUCAAGAGUCAGAUUUUCCCCAAGAAAUGCCACACAGUUCACACAAGCAAGAUCUAGACCAAAUAUCAGAACUAUGGCGACUUGGUAGAACCCCUAUUAAGAUUGGUGUUUUGAAAAAUAUGCUGAGGGCAUAUCCGCAUGCAGGUGUAGCAAAAGAAUUAUAUGAAGGAUUUUUAUGUGGUUUUCGUUUGAAAUAUUCAGGUCCGAGAAUUUCUUUUAUUUCCAAAAAUUUACAGUCGGCAAAUUGUCAUAAAGUUGAAACGUUGGAUAAGUUAGAUCAGGAGGUAAAAGCGGGUAGGAUGGCUGGUCCUUUUUUAGAAAAGCCGAUUUCUACUCUUAGGACUUCUCCUAUCGGUCUAGUACCAAAAGAGAAAGGUUGGAGGUUAAUAUCUCAUUUAUCAUAUCCGGAAGGUUCCGGGGUCAACGAUUUUAUUGAUCGCGAUGAAUGUUCCGUUCAAUAUGCAUCUUUUGAUGAAGUUAUACAAAUGGUCAGCUCACUCGGAAAGUCUGCAUUGAUUGGGGUACGGGACAUAAAGUCCGCUUUUCGUUUGCUGCCAGUGCACCCAUCAGAUUUUGAAUUGUUAGGGAUUUAUUUUGAUGAAAAGUUCUUUGUAAAUAAAAGUAUGGCUAUGGGAUGUUCAAUUUCAUGUAAUUUAUUCAAUAAGUUUUCGACCUUUUUACACUGGUUAGUAGUUGAACGGAGUGGAGUGAAAUCACUUGUGCAUUAUUUGGAUGAUUUUUUAUUUGGAGGCCCUGAGGAUACACCGGUAUGUCAAAUGAUGCUAGACAUUUUUUCAGAUAUUUGUGAGGAACUAGGUGUUCCGAUUGCUUCGGAAAAAUCAGUUGGACCUGUAACAUCUUUGAAAUUUUUAGGAUUGGUCAUUGACACUGUUGAAAUGGUUGUCAGAAUACCACAAGACAAAUUGUUAAAGCUAAAGUCUUUACUUGAACCGAUUUUGUUGAAUAAAAAGAUUACACACAAGGACUUAGAAUCAGUAGUGGGUUUGAUGGCUUUCUGUUCAAGGGCGAUUACUUCGUCUAGGGCUUUCCUUCGCAGGUUUUAUGAUGUCAUAGGGUCUAUAAAAAAUAAAAAGCCUUUUUAUUCAAUUAGAAUAAAUAAUGAUCUCAGAGAAGAUGCAAAAAUUUGGCUGAUUUUUCUGGAACAUUUUAACGGAGAUUGUUAUCUAUCAGAAAACACUUGGAUAACAAAUGAAACGUUGCAUUUGUACACUGACAGCUGUGGUAACUCUGAUUUAGGUUGUGGUGCAUAUUUUGAUGGUAAAUGGGCACAAUAUAAAUGGCCGGAAGCAUGGUCAAAUAUGCCAAUCAUGAGGGACAUUACUUUUUUAGAGUUAGUUCCAAUUGUUUUAGCUAUGUUUAUAUGGGCUUCAAAUUUCCAAAAUCGAAAGAUUUUAUUUCGAAUUGACAAUAUGGCAUUAGUUAGCAUUAUCAAUAAAAGAACUGCCAAGUCGAAGCGUGUGAUGGCAUUUAUUCGCCCCCUUGUUCUUUUUACAAUGCAGCACAAUAUUCAGUUUAAAGCACAACAUAUUGAUGGUUGUAAAAAUGAAAUUGCAGACUCGAUUUCUCGUUUUCAGUUGAAGAGAUUCCGGGAACUAGCACCCGGGGCCGAGUCGGUUCCAGAAAACAACCCAGAAGAGUUCAGAGAUUUGAUAUUGAGUUUGAAACAAACAGAUUAAUUAAUUGUUCGCUUGCUCCUAAUACAAUUCAAGCUUAUCAACGAGCUUUAAAUGCUUUGGCUAAAUUUAGGGAUAGUUUUGAUUUAGAUCAUAGUUUUCCAAUACCAUUGAACCACAUUACUCAGUUCAUUGCAUACAUGUCUUGCUUGGACAUGGCUCCAUCUACGGUGAAAUGUUAUAUUUCAGCCAUCAGUUUUUAUAAUAAGAUUAAUAAUUACGAAGAUAUGUCUCAAUUAUUUGUUGUAAGGAAAAUGAUUGAUGGAAUGGCAAGGUCAAAGUUAAAGAGACCUGACAGUAGAUUACCUAUUACUAUAGAUCUGUUAAAAAAUAUUAUAAAAAUUUUGCCCGCAUUUUGUAGCUCCAGAUAUGAAGCUGUCUUAUUUUCUAGUGCUUUUUCAAUGGGAUUUAUUGCAUUUCUGCGAGUUGGUGAAAUGACAACUGCAUGUGACAGGGAAGGGUCUAAUCAUGCCAUUAAAAUUGAAAAUGUGGAGGUUACUAAUCAUAAUAUAAAAAUAUACUUGGCGUCUUCAAAAACAGACCAGCUAGGUCGAGGGACUUCAAUUUUUGUGGCCCGACAAUCAGAUGUUGGAAUUUGUCCGGUAAAAUUACUGCAAGAAUAUUUAAAGAUUCGACCUCGAAUUAGUGGUCAAUUAUAUUGCCACUUUAAUGGCUCUCCAAUGACUCGAUAUCAGUUUUCAGGAAUUCUAAAACAAGCCCUGGGGUAUAUUGGUUUUGAUCAAUCAAAGUAUGGGACGCACUCAUUUAGAAUCGGUAGUGCUACUUCAGCAACUAUGCUUGGUUUUUCUGACGAGCAAAUUAAAGUAAUGGGUCGUUGGAGUUCUGAUACUUUCAAAAGUUAUAUACGAAUACCACAAUUUUGAAUAAAUUUCGUUGAAUUUGAUGGUCAAUUUAGUAUAUUUCAUGUCAAUACAUACAUGUAUUAAAUUGUAGGCCAAGAAGUGUCAGUAUGGAUAGUAGGCUCAUCUUUGAUAAGAAAUGCAUUUGUACACGCAAGAAGUAGAACAGGUGGUGUAAAUUUAGGUCUCCAUAGAAUAGGAGUCAAAAUUUGGUGGCAAGGGUAUGGUGGCAUGGGUUUAAAAGAUUUGGAAUCGACAAUAAAAAGACUGAUGAAAUAUGAAAAAGCGCCGAAAUAUCUUGUCCUUCAUAUUGCUGGAAAUGAUUUGGGGAAGACAAAAUUAGGAUUUUUAAGGAAUGAAAUCAAGGCCACCUUGGAGAAGGUACAAAGUUAUCUACCGAAUAGUUCGAUUGUAUGGUCUCAGAUUUUACCCAGAACAAAUUGGCGUCAUUCAAAAAGUCAGGAUAGCAUGAUGGCAUGCAGAAUAAGAAUAAAUAGUGCCAUUGCUUCAUUCGUGUUAAAGAAUGGGGGACAUUAUAUAAAGUAUCCAGAUAUUCUUCCUAAUAGUACUUUUUUAAAGGAAGAUGGUGUUCAUUUGACUGAUCUAGGAAAUGACAUAUUUCUAAAUAAUUUGCAAGGUGCGCUUGAAAUGUUUAUUUGUUCUGGUUCUUAUACAUAUCCAGAUACAUUUGGUACUAGUAUGUGUAUAUCUUAAAUAAUUUUAAAACAGUAUUGGCCACAGUCCUAUCGCAGCUUCAUCCCCACUUUAGUGGCGGUUGAUCCGGUACGGUUGAGUUUGACUAUACCGUACCUAAUCAAUUUGGCAACUUCGCUGCGUGUGAUAAACUACAGUUACAGUUGUCUAUAUUUUAGUGACAUUAAAAGUACAUUUUGUGGAUCGCUGUAUCCCAGGAUCCAACAGCUAAGUUAGUUGAUCGCUGUAUCCCAGGAUCAUACAUCUAUCUAUCUAUAUAUAUCUAUCUAGUAUCUGUAGGUUGCCAGAGGUAACCAAAAAAUGAUCUAUACAUCUAUGAAUCUAUACAUCUAUGAAUCUAUCUAGUUGAACAAUUUAUAUCGUUGAAUCUAUAUGUGUACAUAUUUAAAUUUGUGUUAAUAAUAAAAAGCUGUGGUCAAUACUGCCAAUAAAUCUUAGUUUUACAAGCCAUCUCGAAUAAUAGAAUUUAUGUAAUAUACAUAAAUUCGGUUAUUCUAGUGGAAAGUUUUAAUAUCGUCCGUUGCAGUGCUUUCCUUUAUAAAUGCAUAUAUAGUCGAUAAGCUGUAUAGUGGUGACGUCAAUUUGACGUUAGCGUUCUUUUCAACUUUGAGCUGCAAGUGAACAAACGUGUAAUUACAAUACAGAGAGAAGUAUUUUGAAAAUACCCACCCUCCCUCCACCAUAUAUAGUUAAAUCAUGUAGUUUUGUUUGGGUACUGCUCUUUUGUUCUUUUUAUUUUCAGGUACAUGUAUAUACGAGUAGUUAGAGUUCCAGUAUGAAAAAUUCUCCUCCAUUGAUGAUUUGCCAUGUGAUGUCAAAAAUUGCAGUAGUCAGUUAGAUGUUGGUUGUAUAGAAACAUUUGAUCGUUAAAAAGUGAAAAAUGUGUUGGCAACUUCGCUGCGUGUGAUAAACUACAGUUACAGUUGUCUAUAUUUUAGUGACAUUAAAAGUACAUUUUGUGGAUCGCUGUAUCCCAGGAUCCAACAGCUAAGUUAGUUGAUCGCUGUAUCCCAGGAUCAUACAUCUAUCUAUCUAUAUAUAUCUAUCUAGUAUCUGUAGGUUGCCAGAGGUAACCAAAAAAUGAUCUAUACAUCUAUGAAUCUAUACAUCUAUGAAUCUAUCUAGUUGAACAAUUUAUAUCGUUGAAUCUAUAUGUGUACAUAUUUAAAUUUGUGUUAAUAAUAAAAAGCUGUGGUCAAUACUGCCAAUAAAUCUUAGUUUUAC